GCAAGUGGCUGAGACUAAGGACUGCAAUUCCAUCCAGCCUCGGUCAUCCGCUCAGAGCUCACACGGACGACGAGCUCGGGGGCCGCUUGCACAUUCGCCCCCACCCCUCCCCGUCACCACUACACGCACACAAAACCCACAAAAAUGCUCAAGUACGUGGGACAACAACGACAGAACGACGAGCUGAAAACCCGGCAGCUAGUUUUGGAGCGCGGUGCGUUCAUGGACCCGCGGGAUUCGGGAGACGCGUUCGGCCGCUCGCUCGGCGACGCGUCCCACGGCGAGCUUUCCGCCAUGGACACGUUCAUGAAGAACGUCCAAGUGUUGCUGGACGCCGCGCACUACAUCGACAGCGUGGAUAAGAGCAGCGGAAAAUGUGAGCAUGGUUAUGCUUCGACGUACCAUGCCAAUGAGGCGGCGCAUCCACAGAAACAUCGUAAAUUCAACAAGAACAGGAAACUGGACAAUACUCACAAUAGGUCAGCCCACAAUGAACUGGAAAAAAAUAGACGAGCACAUCUCCGCCUGUGCUUGGAAAGAUUGAAGUCGCUCAUCCCUCUGGGACCAGACUGCAGUCGGCACACCACGCUGGGACUCCUCAACAAGGCCAAAGUGCACAUCAAGAAACUGGAGGAGAUGGACCGGAGGAGUCAGCACCAGCUGGAUACCCUGGAGCGGGAGCAGCGGUACCUGCAGAGGCAGCUGGCCCAGCUGCAGACGCUCGGCGAGAGGGACCGCGUCCGCACGGACAGCCUGGCCUCGCCCACGGACUCUGAGCGCUCCGAAUCGGACCGAGAGGAGAUCGAAGUGGACGUGGAGUGCACCGACUUCUCCCUCGGCGACAUCGACAGCGUGAGUAGCGGCGGCGCCAGCGACCUCGACGACCAGAGCAGCCGGCAGAGCUCGGCCAGCGACGAGGGCUACUCCACCGGCAGCCUCAAAGUGGCCUUCUCGGCUUGAGGCCCUCCGCACUGUGAUCCCCCGGACUCCGACCCAACCCCCCCUUCCUCCCAACACCACUAUCUUAUGGCUUUAACCAAGGGUGGGGAACCUACGGCACGCAGGGCAGCAUACAAUCCGGCCCGCCAUUCCAAUUUGGGAAGAAAAAAUGUAAAAUAAAUCAAAAGUGAGCGGAACAGUUAGAAUAACCCCCCCCCCCCCCCCACCCCAAUCGAUUUUCUAUCCCAUUUUUCAUCAUUAGGGUUGCCGAAUCCAAUCUAAGAUGACUGUGGUCGUGACAGCAAUACACAAAUAAUGCAAAACAUAAUGAUGGUUUUUUUACCAUCUGGAAGAGCACUGGAAAGUUCGAAGUGAUGCAAUUGGAAGUAUGAGUGGAAAUCAGUGACAGAAGUCGUUUGCGCCGACAAUUUGGGGAAAGCCGGCAACCCUGUUAAAAUCCAUGCUUUGUUUUAUUGGACUUGAUCCGAGUGCGUAACCGUUAGAUUCAUGCGCCCAUCCUGCGUCACGUUGCGUCGAAAACGUCGGAAAUGAUCCAGAUGCAUGGCAAAAGUCAGCCCUUUGAUCAGUUUUUAUAUUGUGGUUGUUUUUGGCAUUUCCAAAUCAUUAACCGAACUGGAAAGUUCCUCUCUGCUGCCUCACGUUCUGCCUGCGCCUUUCAGACACGCUAUUUACAGUUUUAGAAAUGACAUGAAUUUACAUACUCUCCUGAAGUACACGGUAAUUUACCGCAAUACCGCUCAAGUUCACGCCUGUUUUUUUUUGCCAAGCGUGAAUAAACCAAGAACUCAAAAUGGCCCCUCGAUCGGGGGGAAAAGGUUCCCCACCCGACUUUUAACAAAUCACCAGCCUACAGCUCCUCGACCAUCCCCCCCCCCACCCCCCACCCCCACUCCUCCCCACAUCCACUUAAGAACCAGCCUUAAGCUCGACUCCAACCUAAACCUGAAUGUUGUUGUCCCGUGAUCAGCCACAAUCAAAGAAAAGCACGAAGGGCGGGUAAGUCGACCUCUUCGACGAAUCAAAUCGAUCCUCUUACAAACCAGCAAAAAAAAAAAAAAAAAGAUGGCCACAAAUACCAGCUUGAUGUUUGUUUGUUCUAUUUGCCUUGUAAACAAACAAAAAAAACCAAACAAACCAACAAAAAAAAUGCCCUUUUUUUCUUUGUGGACGGGUUGCGACGUUUGCAUUCCAAAAACGUGUUUUUCGACACAAAAUCUGCUUUUUCGUCGUCGGAGCCGCAGGCAUCAAAUCUCUACACUUGAUAGUUGUUCUAAUUUAUUUUGCAUAGUAUUUAUUUUCUUUGCUAUAUUUAAUUGUGCUGCAGCUUUGAAAAUGUAAAAAAAAAAAAGAAAAAACUUGACCCCCCUCCACUUUUUUUUUUUUUUUUUUUGCAUUUAGCGUCAGAACCUGUUGUAUUUUAUUCCCCGUUUAGAAAGUAAUAAGCUAUCCAGUACUUCUCCAAGCACAAGGCGAAACGAAAAAGCAAUAACGCAUCUAUUUAUUUUUUUAACAUUGCUUUUGUCCGUCCAUAAGCUAAUAAUAAGUGUCCAAACUUGCAAGACUAGUGAUUUCAGUUUUGAAAAAAAAAAAAUAUGUAAAGAUAUCAAAAGCUACAGUGCAUGAGUGUUGAAUGUUGUAACGUGCUUUGGAUAGACAAGGCUUUGAAAAAAAAAAUGUCUGUAGCAUGAACAAAACUACGGACGCGUAUUGCAGCCACACCAAAAAAAAAAAAAGUCGCUAUCAUGUUUUAACGUGAUAUGUUUCACGCUAUAAUAUGGAUGUUUCAUGUUAUAACGGGAUAUUUUUCACAUUAUAAUGUGGUUCGUUACACAUAAGGUGAAUCAUUUGUUAUAACAUAAAAAGUUUCAUAUUAUAAUGUGGAUGUUUCAUAUUAUAACAUAUUUUUCACAUUAUAAAGUGGUGAGUUACACAUAAUGUUAAUCAUUUCAUGUUAUAACAUGAAAAGUUUCUUGUUAUACUGUGGAUGUUUUAUGUUAUCGCACGAUGUUUUUCACAUUAUAAAGUGGUGAGUUACACAUUAUAACAUGAACGUUUUCGCGUUAUAACCUGAUAUUUUUCACAUUUUAAUGUUACACAUAAUGUGAAUCAUUUCAUGUUAUAAUGUGGAAAGUUUCACUUUAUAAUGUGGAUGUUUCAUGUUAUAACAUGAUAUUUUUCACAUAAUGUGGUUAGUUACACAUCAUAAUGUGAAUCAUUUCAUGUUAUAACGUAGUUCAUUUCAUGAUAUAGUGUGAAACUUUCAUGUUAUAACAUGAUAUGCUUCACGUUAUAACAGAAAAUAAUAAACAUAUUUCACCCCUCUCCCCAAAAGACAAUUACCUCCGGUUCUACUACAUGUUCUUGCUCCACGCCAGCUUAAAAGGAUGUGAUUGACCACAGGGUCGCAAUAAGUUAACUCCAACUUUUCAGGUUAUAACGUAGAACUUAUUAGGUUUUACUGCGAUAUGUUAUAAUGUGAUAAAUUAGUACGUUAUAACGUACAUGAAAUGAUUCACAUUAUAACGUGUAAUUAACCACAUUAUAACGUGAAACAUAUCACGUUAGAACAUGAUGGUGAGUUUUUUUGGGGGGUGUGGCAGCAAUACGCUUCCGUACAAAACACUUGAAUUCUUUUUUCUUCUUUUUUUUUCCCGGAACUUCACAUUGAAAACCUUUUGACUGUUUUGAUAUCCGGUGUUGCACUGUUCCAAACCUUCAGCUACCACAAUAAUGAGCAUUUCUAUCCAUUUUUAUCCCCCCGCUAGUGAAUCCAUCAGCACCAAAUUGUGUCUUAACGUGGGUGUAUGACUCUUGCACAAGUCCCCGCUCACCCCACCUACCCAAUGUGUUUGGGAAAUGUAUCAAAAUGCACUAUUGAAAAAAAUAAUAGUAAUAAUUGUGUUUGGGACUUUAUGUCCGAAAGAAUGGAGAGAGAAAAAAAAAAAAAAAGCACAGCCCCGAAGUUUUUGUUUUAAAUGCUUGAUUAGGGAUUUAUUGUGAUUUUAUUUCAUUUUUUGCUCAAAACAUGCUGCUGGUGCCCUGCUGAUACUUUGUUACGGUUCCUGACGACGCUCCCUGGAAUCAUAAUAAACCUCUUCCACCAAGAUGUCAACCAAUCCGUGUAUUUAACUCAAGUCCUUAAGGAGAAUCCAGUAGCAUUGAUUUACCAGUUUCCUCCUCUAAAUCGAUCCAUCCAUUUUCUUUCCCGCUCAUCCUCACGAGGGUCGCGGGGAGUGCUGUUAACGGGCAUGGGGUGGGGUCCACCCUGAACUGGUCACCAGCCAAUCGCAGGGCACAUCGGGACAAACAGCCGCACUCACAAUCACACCGAGGGGCAAUUUAGAGUGUCCAAUUAAUUUUUGGGGUGUGGGAGGAAACCGGAGUGCCCGGAGAAAAGCCACGCAGGCACAGGGAGAACAUCCAAACUCCACACAGGCGGGGCCGGGAUUGAACCCGGGUCCUCCGAACUGUGAGGCCAACGCUUUUCCAACUGAUCCACUGUUCCGCCUCCUUUAAAUUUAGUCACAUAAAAUCAAUUUGAUUGUGUAUUCAUCUGUCAAAUCAUUUCAUUGCCUUAUUUAAAUUAAAAAAAAUAUAUGGUUAGCAUGGCAUAAUUGCCCAAGUCAAACUUGCAUAUUAAUGUGUCAUGCAACAACCUGUGUGAAGUACUACCUACAGAUAUUAAAAAUAAUAAUAAGAAAAGCAAGCACAUUGGUAUUUUGACAUUGAUAGUGGCACAAAUUAAACAUGAUUUGUAGUUAUAUAACAUUACAUUAGCAACAAUAUCUUUCUCAGAUGAAAAAUGAAACAGCAAUAUGCAUGCUAAUGACUGCAUUUUUUUUCUUUAUGGACGUAGAUUCUUUGUCAUGGUAACCCACAAAAGUUAAAUGAAGGAAACUUGACUUUGCUGAACUUGUUCACUUUUUCAUAAAUGAUACUGAUUAAAAUGACUUGUGAUUAUGCUACCAGGGUAAAAAGUAGUAAAAUGUCGAUACAUACACAAUAGAUUGUCAUUAAAUAUUUGUAAAUGAUCAUAAAUCAAUUGAUUUAAACUAUUUCAGUCUUUUUUUUUUUUUAACUUCAUCUACAAUUAAGUUGCCCCAUCUGCUCAAUUUAAAACUCAAACGUGGCCUUGAUAUGGAAGCAAAUGUGUGCCACCAGGAUUGGAAUUAAAAAUGCCACUGAAAAUUUUAUGUUGUAAAAUCAAGUUAUUUCAAAGUGAUCACCUAUUCAAUAGAUGCAUUUCAGUUUCUUUUGCUGUCACAUGACUAAGUAAGCGUAACUGGAUUGGCCUGGUGUUGGGUUCUGACCUGAAGUAACCCUGCCUUCUUAACACUGAAUUUAGACGGUGAAUUUUAAUAUUUACGUACUUCCAUACCUUGAGCACGAAAGUAAAUUCUGGUUUGCACUCUUGAGUAUUAUUCCAAGUACAGUUGUGCAUUCUUAAUUGUCAUGUAAAAAGUUAACCACUGGUUAUUACAACAAAAAUAAAGCAGAUGGCAGAUGUCAUGAGACAAAACUAAUAUUAAUCGUCAGUAUGUUCGUGUUUACUGUUGACAUCUUUCAAUACCAAUAACAAGGCUCACCGACUCGAGGUUCCAACUCGGCCGGUCGCUUUCCCAAUGACGAGCAGGCAGUCGUUUGUAAAACUCAAACUGAUGUUUAUUUAACUUUUAUAAAUACAGAAUUCGGAAGCGGAAAAAAAAGCUAAUUUGGGCCGUCGGCCGUUACGAACGUUCUCACUCUCAGAAAUAAUAAUAAUAAAAAAAAAAAAAUCAUAAAAAAUAAUGCAGCCUCGCCAAUUCUCCUAAGUGUUGAACUCGAUCCACGGCGCGAUGGGCAUUUGGCCUGUGUGCGGAAUUAGGGCACACGCUGCUAACUUGGGUGUCGGUGCGAGACAGG
Molecule: messenger RNA, 5862 nt
Organism: Syngnathoides biaculeatus (alligator pipefish)
Lineage: Eukaryota; Metazoa; Chordata; Actinopteri; Syngnathiformes; Syngnathidae
Product: max-interacting protein 1-like
Exons: 6
Coding region: 145-960 (271 amino acids)
Biological process (GO): regulation of transcription by RNA polymerase II
Molecular function (GO): protein dimerization activity; RNA polymerase II cis-regulatory region sequence-specific DNA binding; DNA-binding transcription factor activity, RNA polymerase II-specific
Source: RefSeq, a predicted model, not a curated record